AUGAAGUUUUCUUAUUAUCGAUUUUUAUUAUACAGUGGAGUAGCAGCCUGGACUAUACUUUUAAAUGGCUAUUUGUUUUUGUAUCAUUAUGAUAAUAUUGCUUUGAGUGUUAAGACAUUCACCAAUAACGUCAACUCACAACAAAACAAUAAUGGCUUAUAUGAUUCUGAUAAAAUGGAUGAUAAGGUAAAAGGGGAUUAUAAUGAAGAAGAGAAUCAUAAAUGGGCAUUUUCGAGUGAUAAUAAUGUGUUACAUAAGUUUAAUCCACACCAUUAUGAACCUGUUAAUACUUCGAUUGUUAAUCAUAAGACUUUUGACUUAUAUAAAAUGCAUGCUGAUGUUAAAGAUCUAAGAGGAAUAAGACCCACUAUUGCAACCAAUUACGAAACUAUUUUUAAAAAUCAUCCUAAUCCAAAUACUAUUCUUGGUAAUUUGGAUUUUAAGGAACGUUGUUCAUUAUACUUCCAAAAUUUAUUUAUAACUGAUCACAAUUGGUACUUGAACCCAAAUGAAGAAUUACCAGUAGGUAGAUAUGUCAACCCUUAUGAUAUUGAACUUGCCGAAUUCGAAUAUUCUAAUUGGAAAUUUUAUAAUCACGAUCGGUUAAAACAAGAAUACAUUGAUUAUGAAUUUGAAGGUGAUGAUCAAUCCACAAUAACUGAUGCUGAAUUAGAAAAAUUCAUGAUGAGAAAAUUUGAAGAAUUCUGGAAUACAACUUUACAAGUUGAACAGAAAACAUUGGAUUCGAUAAGUCAUUUAAGAAUCUUUAAUAAAUGUUUCCUUUCCAAUUCGGAUCCAAAACAACUGGAAAAAGCUAAUCAGUUGAUUAGAGAUCAAAAGGAAUUAAUACAAACAAUCCAAGGGAAGGAUUAUUUACCAUCAUUUGAAUUCACCGAAAGUGAAAAAAUGGCUAAAUUAGAUUCAUAUGGUGUUUGCUCAAGUUUAGAAAAGAGAAUUUAUCCUUGGUUAUCAUUUCAACUUCCUGUAUUCGAGAAAUGGUCAGGGGAAAUAGAAUUAACUCCUCCUCAAUACAAUAAUUAUCAUAAAAAACUGAAAUCCUUCACUACUGGCACUUUUCAUCAAAUGUCGGAUUGUUUCUUCAAUGAUAUGAGAAAAAGCUUGAAUGGAAGAGGUAUAGUCUUAACAUUAGGUGAUGUUCAUGUUGAAAAUACUCUUAAUUUGAUCAGAUUGUUAAGGGCUCUUGGUAAUAGGUUACCAAUCCAAAUCGUAUACUACGAUAAUCUUAGUGGUUCUAGUAAAGCUAAAAUUGUAAAAGCUGCUAGACAAUCUAUGAGAGAUUUCCCAGCAUCUAUGGAGAAGAUCAGACAUUUAUUACCCGAAGAUUAUGAUCUUGGUUUACCCGUUCAAAACAUUCAUUUUGUUAAUCUUUUCAAUGUGGUUAGAGAACAAUAUAUACAUAAAUUCGAAGGUUAUGGUAACAAAUUACUAGCCACUAUUUUCAAUUCAUUUGAGGAAUUUAUAUUAUUGGAUUCGGAUGUGGUUCUUUUUAAAAAUCCGGAAUGGUUUUUUGAAACUUCAAAGUAUAAAGAAGGGGGUGCUUUAUUUUAUAAAGAUAGGGCUACAUCCGACAAGAGACCAGAAACUGACCUUUUCUUAUUAAAAUCAUUAUUACCUAAUGUUAUAGAUAAUGCUAUGUUUGGAUUUCCUAUGGUACCUGAAAAGACUUUAAAGAAUGAUGCGUUUGAAGGAAUGUACCAUUUCAUGGAAGCUGGGGUAGUUUUAUUAGAUAAAACUAGACAUUUAAAUUCGAUUUUAAUGUUACCUCAAUUAUAUUUCAUGGAACCAUUAAUGACAAGAAGUCAUGGAGAUAAAGAAUUUUUUUGGCUUGCAUUUGCUUUUAAUGGUAACGAAGAGUAUGUCUUCAAUGACUAUCGUGCCGUGGCUGUAGGCGAAGUUAAGCCCGAUAGACGUAAGGACAAUGGAGAAUUAUAUCUUGCUCAGCAAUUAUGCAAUUCUCAUCCUGCUCAUAUUGACGAUGAAGAUAAUUCAUUGCUUUGGUUAAAUUCAGGUUUCCAUUUUUGUGGUAAAUAUGAUUUAGUAGAUUAUGAAAAUGAUCUUCAUAAACAAGGAAAUUAUUAUCUUCAAACUUUCGAAAAUCAAGAAGAUAUGAGGCAUUAUUAUUAUAAUCCUAUCAAUAUUCGUCAUGCCGUUGUUCCGCCAUUCUCUGGAGCAAAUUAUUUAAAAGGUCCAAAUAAGGAGGGUGAACCAGAGAUAGCUUGGCAAAUGCUUCAUGUGCUUUGUCAUGAUUAUAUGUGGUGCACUUACAGUUCAAUUGGUUAUGGCGAUACAUUUCAGAAUGGAACUGUUAUUGAAUUUGAUGAAGAUCAGCACUCAUAUUUUAAGUAUUUAGGUGAUAUUUGGGUGGGAUUAGAAUAA
Scheffersomyces coipomensis is the source of this 2397-nucleotide messenger RNA. RefSeq names its product alpha-mannosyltransferase. The coding region runs from base 1 to 2397 and encodes 798 amino acids. Gene Ontology annotation, biological process: protein O-linked glycosylation. The record is from RefSeq and is a predicted model, not a curated record. Gene Ontology annotation, molecular function: alpha-1,3-mannosyltransferase activity. The transcript has a single exon. NCBI's taxonomy places the organism in Eukaryota, Fungi, Ascomycota, Pichiomycetes, Serinales, Debaryomycetaceae. Gene Ontology annotation, cellular component: Golgi apparatus.